CCUCCCAGCAUUCCUAGCGUCCAUUUUUACUUUUUUAUCUCGUUGGAGUGCUUCUUGUGUAGCGGAACAGUUCGGCCCGUUUUUGCGAUGUCAACGCUUCUUUGAGGAUAAACCAAACGCAUCAGUGCUUUCCUAAAGUGUGUCUGCAACGGCCCUGGCAUCAUGUGAGCGCGUGUACGUAGCAGAAAGGCGAUGUCGUAACUUCGCUGCGCCUGACGUCUGUCAAAACCUGUGUGCUAUCCAUCGUUGUGUUGCUUCGUGAUGUGUUCAACUCGGGAUAUCUGCCGGUGAAAGUCUUAUCAUGGCAACGGUUGUGUUUAAGCUGGAAGAUAACGACUGACGUCUUCUAGUCCGUUUGUGUGUGUGGGUCGGGCCCGUUGCUAGUAUAUCGGGCGACGAUUUCUGCUUCCAAUGUUGUGAUGUGUGAGUCGGAGUAAGUCGUGACAAAACGUUGGCUUGGCGCUAUCCGGGACAUGAGUUCUGCUCUGAAAACCGUGGAUUGCCGAAAAUUUGCUCCAAACAUAUUCAACAAGUCAAAGUGUCAAAACUGUUUUCGAACCAAGGAUGCGCAUUCGGCAGAGGCUCUGGAAAGCAACCGGGCGACAAGGAAGGUUUCGAAAUGCGGCUAUCUCUUUGUGGCUCCCGACUGGGAUUUCUCGCAGGCUAUCAACCGGACAAGGAGAUGGCAGCGACGGUGGUUCGUGCUGUACGACGACGGAGAGCUGACGUACUCCGUCGACGAACACCCGGAUACGGUUCCCCAGGCCGUGAUAGACAUGAACAAGGUGUUGGAGGUGGCCAGUGCGGAAGACGUGACGGGGAACCAGUUCUCCAUCGCCAUCACUGCUCCAGAGAAAGUGCACUUUGUCAAAGGGACGAGCCGGGAUGAAAGCAGAUGGUGGUUUGAUGUACUAUCCCGUUUCCCUGGCAACAUGGUCCGUACGAAGAACAAACGUAACGCCACGUUACCUGGACUCAGCAUCUCGGCUACCAUCAUGAGCUGCGAGUACAAAGAUAACGGUCAAGAUCAUCUCAACGUGCAAUACCAGAAUGGUCAGGGCCACGGAGGAAGCCAUGUCGAUAACAACAACGCUCUCAACUCCAGAAGGAAUAAGGAAGAAAAUGGGAACAUCACCGAAGUUCUCAAUGCCAAAAAUGGAGUGGAGAUGGAGAUAUCAUCUUUAGACAGUGCUCUCUUGGCAUCCGACGACAACGCUGGGGACCCGCUCAAAGGUCGCAGCAGACGCUACCUCAAACGUGAAAGCCGCGGACUUAAGAGCCAGAGGAGUCGGUCCGACGGAGUGGCCAAGAUGAUACCGCUCCCUCCUUCGCCUCACGGCAACGACAUCGUGGACUGGGCAGCCGAAGUCCUCUCUUCGCCUCCUGGUGUCCCCCAGAAGGACGAUCCUCAGAGUGUGAGGGGACAUCGAAGUUUCCAGCACAACCCGCUCUACCUGCUGUUGUCAGACGUGGUUCCGUCUACGCAGAAAUCCGAAGCCGUUGAUAGUCAUCGAUGUCUACAGCGUUGCCGGAGCGCCGGAGAGAAAGGCAUGACUCCCCCACAACACCUGUUGCUCAACAAAAUGUCUAUGGAAAGAGAAGUAGAGAAAGCUCAGAACACCCCAGUCACUCCUCACCAGUCACCCCUCAGAGAACCUCUCUCCCCGACGGCACACGACGGCGUCCGGUGGCAGAGCAACGACAAUCUCAACAACAAUCACGUCACAAACGUCAGCAUCAUCGCCUCCACGAACGGCAUAAAACGGAGUUACAUCACGUCCCUGCCCACUGCGCCGUCCGACCCGUUGUUGCCCACGCCUCCCAGCCCAGCGAAAGACGAUCACAUGGGCCGAGGUGUUCCUGAUGGUUGCGGAUUGGAUUCAAGCAGCGUGGCGAAGAUAGAAGCACCUCUUGAGGACAUCUUUGUGAAAAAGGGUUGGUUAAUGCGGCUCGGAGGGAGCAGCACCGAGUGGUUCAAGCACUGGUUCGUGCUGCGGAAUUCAUCGCUCACUUACUACAGUGAUCCUUCCGCGGAAGACUCUGGCAUUCUCAACGGAGUCCUCGAUCUCCAGAUGGUCCGUGAAGUGAGGGAGCUCGACCUGGACCGCGGAUAUGCAUUCUCCAUCAUUCUGUGGGAGGAAAAGAAGGAGAUGGUCCUCUGCGCCGUGACAGCGGGGAUCCGCAACAACUGGAUCCAAGCCAUCCGGCAGGCCGUCGAAAACUGGAACUCCGCGCACUUACUCAAAGAUCCGACGACAGAAAUUCGUCUGGCAUUGGUUGACAGCCCAGCGAGAGUUCAGCAUGCAGAAAAGGAAGACCUGGAAGAGCUGCUCUGUGGAAGAGAAGACCUGAGUCAACGGCAAAACGAGCAGACGCAAAACCUGGAGACCUCAUCGAGCGACGACCACUCCGAAUAUUUCUCUAUCGUCGAUGACGAAGACGACAUGGCGGAUCAGUCAUCGAGGAACCUGCCUCCGUCGCCUCCGUUGAACCGAACAGCGAUUUCUAGGGUCAAAGAAAAGGCCAGGUCGAGGUCAAACUCGAGAUCACGCCGCGGAAGAAAACUCAAGUCCCCACAGCGGCAUAGUUCAGACUUGGUAGGCUACACAUCUGCCGCGGAUGUUGAAGGCGACAGAAAUUGUGAUCGUUCAGCUGAACACAUCGCUGACACACUGAGCGAAGUGAAGCAGCAGAGCAUCGAAGCCGCGAAGACACCACUGAAAGCCCGAAACUCGACACCGGAAUCUACGAGCAGCGCGGAUACCAUAACCAGAUCAAACAGCACGACACUAACGGUCACGCCACCAUCCGCGACGAGCACGCCUCGCAGUUCAACAUCAUCCCAGAAGGCCACGCCGACACGGUCGUCACGGCGCUCCGCUUCCCUCCGCGACCUUCGAGCGAAGAAACUGGAAACGCGUUGCACAGAGCUCGAGGAGCAGCUCCGACUCAAACAGAAAGAGCUCGAAUGGCUGCAGGGAUUGUGCGAAGUUCCACCAAGCGAGGAUCGGUUGCUGAUCUCUCUCAACGAACUCAGUUCGUUGUUCAUCCAGAGCGUCGAGAAGCUUCAGGACCUGAAGAGGAGGCUGGACAGACUUCCAGAAAAAGACUCGUCUUAUUCAAGUGCGAGGGAUCUGUGUCGAUGGUGCAACGACCUGGAGAGCGUCAUCACGGAGAACGAGCAGCGCAUCGACAAGAUCGUUGAGUCGCUCCACGAAGUGAGAGCGUCCGGUUCGACGGCCUUCUCCGGGUGCGAGUUGAAGUUGCAGCAGAAAGUAAUCAAGGCCAUCGAAGAGAUUGCAGCGCUGAAGAGAAAAUUAAAAGAAGCCCAAGACAACUUCGACGACCUGGAGCUACGCUGCGUUUCAUUGAGGCAGAACGCGCGCAACAUGGAAGAGAUGUACGAGUCGCAGCUGGCGCUGAUGACUGCGAGGGUCGACGACCUAACGUCGAAGUUGACGCUCUCCGAGAGGAAUCAAAGGCAGAUGAAACAGAAGUUGGUGAGGGCAGACUCAAAGCAGGAGAAACGAAGAUUAUCACUGAAAGGCAAGGAAGCUCUGACUUUAACCAAAGAACUGGAAGCAAAAUUAACGCUUCUCGAGCAGAAAAUCAAUACGGUCGAAGAAUCGCUCCACUUCAGCAACGACACGUGCUCUGAUGUGUCGGCGACGGAAGACAUCAAGUCUCCGCUGAUGAAGGCGAAGAGGAGGCUGUCGCAGGAGAGCCUGCCUGGAGGAGAUCAGCAGGGCAUACUUCUCAGAGUCCACCUCCUGGACCAGAAAGUCAAAUCGGUCUCCAACGCCCUCGAGAAACCAGGGCUUAAUGCGGAAGACAUUGCUCUGUUGAGCAAGCCCAGGAUAUGCCUUCAGACAAAAAAGGCAGAGGACGGCAGUCAAGUGGACGACUACACAGAAGAGUGGAGCACGCUCUCUCUGGCGACCAGCAUGAACGACCUUCAGGCCAUCGACGAUGCAGAGUGCAUCGUGAGUACAUCCGUGGAAUGCGCGGAGUGCCUUGCUCAGAAAGUGGACGCCCUGGUAGGCUGGCUGCGCGGAGCACUUCAGUCAGUUUACAACCACGAGAUGUCAGGUGGCCAAGAAGCUAGAAGAAAUCCAGAUUCCAAGUCCAGCACCAUGAUGCAAAUCAUGGAACUCAUCGACAGCAUGUCACCGUCGUCAUCCGAUAAUGUGUCAUGCAUGCAGAAUGGACUUGAAAGGACAUGGGCAGCGUUAACGCAUAACUUGACGUUGCUACAGGAGAUAUCUUGUGCCCUCUGUUCACUGAGGGAUUCCGAGAAGGACGCGUUGAGGUCGUUAAUUGGAAAUGUUCGCAGGAUAGAUAGAGUUCUGACGGCAUUCGAGUCUGCCGUGGCAGAGUCCGCCGGAAAAGAUGGUCUGACGUUAGAUCAGCAUAUUCCUAGUCUGAUGGUUCUCGACAGAGAUCUGGCAACACUGGAUGAUGAAGAGGUCACGGUGCAGCUGCUGACGACCAGCUUGGAGACAGCUCUGAAGAACCUCGAUGCUUUAUCUGCUUCACUUGAACAAUACAGAAAGUCCAGACAGGCUGUCUUGCUAAAAAGGUUGUCUAACGCAUUGGACGCGAGUCCAGUGUCGGACGAGGAGCCGGAUGCCUUCCAGAAUGCAACAGAACAAGAAUCUCUUCUUGCACUUAUCACCGAGACAGUCUCAAAAGUAUCCACUGGAAUGGGGCGCAAUCUGGACAAAGUCUUGUUCCUUCAGUCUAGUCUAUCACAGAACCAGAAGAAACCCUUAACUACUCUUUGUAGGAUGCUACAACAAGAGGCAGAACAGCUGGACAAAGAACUCCGAGAUGCGUGCAUCUCUAUACUGGACAGUUACUGUUUUGUUGGACUGCCACCAGCUGUCCUGGAACGUGAGAUUGUACCUGCUGUAUCAGACCUUGCAACGGUUGUUUCUGCGUUUGCUGUACUUAAGGCUUACACACUGCUCCUGAAAGAGGAGGCAGAAGCAAGCGUGUCGGAAAAGAAAAGUCCGACGGACUGCAACAAUACAUCGUCGGCUCCUUCCGAGGUUUCGGGGAAUGGUUUGGACAAGUUCAAAAUGCUAUCACUGGCCCUGACCGACUUCCCAUCUUUGCUGAACUACUGGCUCGUAAAAUGUGUAGGAAGAGAGAGCGACGGACUUGUUCCGACUGUUGGCAUCGAUCUGUCGUCUGCACUGAAGAGGGUUCACGGGAAGUUGGAAGAGGAGAGAGAAGUUCAGAAGCGACGGAUCCUUGCCCUCCAGGAGAGGCUCGACUCUGCGCACCGCGAGUGGGACCUUCUGCUGAGGGACGGGUGUCCUACGUGCCGCCAGCUGAGGGACGACCUGCAGGUCCUCGACGAGAGGCUGAAGGAGAUGCAGGAAAUGGCCAGGACAGGUACAUUGUGCGAGCGCUGCGAGGAACUGCAGGAGAAGCUACUUCAGGCUGCGGUCGACCACGAGGAUGAAGUGACGAGGAUACAGGACAACCUGCAGGGCGAGAAGGAGGCAGCCGAGACUGAGUAUCGGAAUCUUCUGCGCAACAAGGAACAGAGUCAUCAGGCUGAGAUUGAGAACCUGCAGUCAGACUUGCAAGCUACAAGAAGGCAGCUGAAGCUUAUUCAGUCUGAAUACGACGGUCGUGUCGAGAGCCUUCAAGAGCUCUAUGAACAGAAACUGUCGCAGUGGAAACAGGGCAUCAACGAAGAGUCUGUUCGUCUGCGGUACCAUGCAGAGAUCGAUCAACUUAGGGGCUUGUGCGAAAGGGGGCUCGGCGCGUUGGAGGUAUCGCACCGCCGUCUAGUGUCGCAGAUCGAGGAGAGGCACAAGAUGGAGAUGGAUCGGGUGAAGCAGGAGAAGGAGCAGGCUUUGGAGAAGGAGAGUCAGGCUACUCUGGCCGCUCUGAAUGCAAUGCAGAGAGCCCAUCAAGAGGAGCUGCAUCGCGAAAUCUCAAACUUCAAGGAAGAAUUUGUGCAAAAGAUGAAGUUGAGUUACGAGUGCCAAGUUCUCCAUGGAAGGCACGAGGAAGAACUGAAGGCAAUCAAGAAUGAGAUCCUGUCCCUAUCAGAGAAAUAUUCCGUGAAGUGCCUCGAAAAUGCCUCCCUGGAGGAACAGCUGGAGGUUACCAGCCAUCAGCUGCAAGAAGCCAACUAUCAGGUGCUUGACCUGCUGGCCAGGAACAAGCAACUGAGUGCCCACCUCACCACGGACAUUCUCCAGAGGGAAGAGCACAACCUCCGCAAGGACAGAAAUCCUGAAACGCUUCAGAGGUUGCUGAUGCUUCGUGACAGUGAGCUGGUCCGGCAGAAGGAAGAAAAUGCACAAAUGCUGCAUUCUCUACAUCUGGCUCAAGCUCAAAUCCGUCAGCUGAGCAGCCAGUGCCAGAAGCUGAGCAACAGCCUCCAGUCUGAGCGCAACGGUCGCAACGGAGAGGUACAGCGGCUCAAGAGCAAGCUGGAAGAGAUCAUCGCGGCUGCUGGCAUCGCAGGCACGCAAGAAAGUGAUGACCAGGAAUUUCACGAACCACAGCAGGCUCAGUCGCUCUGCCCGCCCUCAACUGCGAGGAGGUUACCCUUCACCGCAUCACUCAGACCUAAAGGGCUGACGCCACGGACUACUGCCUCCGGUCUCCCCGGACUUGAGCCUCUUGUACAGAUGUCGCGGACCUCCCACCUGGGUCAGCUUCAGAGUAGCUCAAAUGUGUGAACCUGUGCAUGGCGUCCACUCUGUCAUCCGCGCUUGUCCAUCUUGUGAAUGGUGUUAAUCGUGCAAGUCAGUACCGAGGUCGCGUAGCUAAUGGGAUGCGACGUAGGUGUCGCCGCUGUAGAUAACGCAAAGACGGAACAGUGUUUGUUUGUUUGUUUGUUUAUUCUUUUGGGAACAUGGAAUGGGCGUAGAGGAUACCGCGUGCAUGGACUGUACGAGUGUUUCAUUACAGUUUCGCGAAAUGCUGCUUGUGCGGCAAGGCGUGAAUGACGUAGCGUAGGGUUGUUUGGAGUCGUAGACGACAAAUAUUGUUGUACGUGUCAGCAGUGAGGAGAUUCUAGAAGUAAACCGGUUGUAGAUAUACGGGGUAGCGGCCUAUAAAAGAUGACCCGUGCCCGCAUUCCGUGCCCAGCACUUACUCAACGCACGCGGAGGUCUUCUUCUUUUUUUUUUUUUUUACAGAUAAAGCUCUGAAGGCAGUUCAAUCAGAUGGAUGACAGAAGUUUUGAGAGCAUUUUCCCUCAAUAGCAAAGGAGACGUAAGCGAUGGAAAUUUAUAAUGCACGGCAUAGGAGCAAUUCAAUCCUGGUAAAUUUCAGAGCUAUUGAGCAUCGCAGUGCAGAGUUGUAUUGCGCAAUAUACCAACUCCGUAGUCAGAAGUGACACUCAACACUGAAGCGGCUGGGAUCGCAGCGAGACGACGUGAUGAAACUCUGCCUUGCGGUGUUCGGUGACUUUAAAAUUUUGCGGAAGUGAAUCGCCUUCAGGGCUUCAGACGUAGACGUAGACGACACAGUGCUCCACAUGCAUCGGGUAAUCGUUGAGCACGGCACGCUGGCGGAGAUUCUUAUGGGUCGCUACCGUGUGCGUACUGGGGGGUGCAAACAUCUUGCUUCGAGACAAGUUCGAAUAAGACAGGAGACGUAGAUGAUACAAGUAUACCUCAUGCACAGCUUGUUUGACUGCAGGGAAGAUUCUUUCAUUUCUACGCUAGCAUCUCUACUGCUGGUCAGGAGAGAUCAGCUGCACCGCCUUUUCUCGACGCCCUGUAGUUAGCUUACAAGUACAAAAAAAAAAGAAAAGCGUUUAGGUUAGCUAACUGCUCUUCCUCCUCUCCAGGGCACACACAAAAAAGGGGAAACACGUUCAGGUCACCCGAGCCGACGAGUGUCCCGACAGUUUCUCCGCACAUUUCAACGUCGAUAAGAAACGGCAACUUUAUAUAUAGACAUAUAUAUAUUAUGUAUACAAAGAUUAUGAGAGAGAGAGAAAAAGAGAUAUACAUAUAUAGAUUUAUAUAUUUUUUAAGAAAGGUAUCCUCAACUACGUACGUGCGCCACAUUCAAGAAGUUGUACAUAGGCAACGUGCUGACGAUCACGUUUUUUUUAAAGAGUAGAUUUGUUUCCAUCUCGUUUCUUUCUCCUCCUCCUUUAAUCUUUCAGUAUUUUACCGCGUUUACUACCGUGUCGUUUGUAAACUGUUAACGGGUUAACCUCUCGAAGCGUUUUUUUUUUAAUUAUUGUCGUGCACACUGACCUCAGGAAUUGUCACCUCGUUCGCGGAGGAAAAACAGGCGGGGAACGUUGCUUGUACAAAAUAAGAUUCUAUCGUUGCAGGAGACAAAAGAGGUGCAAUAUUACUUAUCCACACUCUGUAGAAAAUAUGUUGAAAAUAAAAGAUAGCUGUGUGCGUCAAAUA
Molecule: messenger RNA, 8405 nt
Organism: Ornithodoros turicata
Lineage: Eukaryota; Metazoa; Arthropoda; Arachnida; Ixodida; Argasidae
Gene: osp
Product: protein outspread-like
Exons: 23
Coding region: 474-6707 (2077 amino acids)
Cellular component (GO): actin cytoskeleton
Molecular function (GO): actin filament binding
Source: RefSeq, a predicted model, not a curated record